CAACCCCUCUUCCCCUCUCCCCUUCUGCAUUGACUUCUUCCUCCUCAACCUCAAACCGAUUCAUCACUUCUUCACACCCCUGAAUUUAUCUGCAUUUCCAUCCACGCCCUUAUCUCUGACCUGAAUAUUUUCAGGCACCUGUUCACAUCUGUAGUAGCAUCACCACCACCACCUUCCAAUGUGUGCAGACGUAUGGUGGUUUCGUACCCCGUGAGGAGAAGGCAAGAAAAAUCCGCAGUUUCCCCCAAAAAAUUCUACCUUUCUGUUACUGCCAGAAUUUUCGCCACCCCCUGUAGCUAUCCUUAUUCUGAACCAAACCCUCCAAUGCUGCAGUGAACAGAGAGAGAGAGAGAGAGCAGCAGCAGCAGCAGCAGCAGGGCAGGAGGUUGGGCUGCGGCGCAGAGAGGGGAGGGGAGGGGAGGAGACCGAUGCCACCGGAGCACGGCCGCGUUUCCAGGGUGUAGCACGGGCCCUCUUUCCGGUGGCAGCCUUCAAUGCCAUCUCGAUCCGAUACCAGCUGCAUCUCUCCCGUCUUCUCCUCCUCCUUCUCGAUUCACUUCGGCUUCAUCGGCUACUCGGGAUUUUUUUUUGUUCCUUUCGGGGGUAGAGAAGUUGGCAUUUUGAUCCGGCUCCCGUGCGCCUUCUCUUCUCUGCCCGAUUCAACCGGCAGCGGUCUCUGGGAGGAUUCUUGAGUAGCCUAUCCAAUUGCUUGUUCUUCAUCGACCUCGACAAGUUCUAAAGUUCCAAUUUUCGAUAUUUACACAAACCAUAGAUUCUUGUAGUUCAGCCAUCAUAUAAGCAAGCUGUUGUGACUUGUGAGAAUUCAACUUCAGAUGGGCCAAGGAAUCACAGCAAUUCCUGGCCUUAGGUCUCUUGGAGGCGUUUCCUCUGACAGAUUCCUUUUCUCCUUCGCGGAAUUCUACUUCAAUAUGUGGUUUCUGCUAAUCCAGGCAUCCAAAGUUGGAAUUUGAUCACCUGUGAGAUAGCUUCUCUUUGCUUUCGUAUUUGCCAGAAUGGAGAAAGAGAAUUCAUGGCUGAGGAGAGCCAAGUUCUCCCACACUGUGUACACUAGGUUGGAUCACCACUGGUCACCUAUUGCUCCCCUUGGCAGGGAUGUGGAGCAGAAACUGCAGAGAUUUGUAAGUAUGGGAAAGUCUGUGUCGAUGCCUGUUAACCGGGACGAGGAUGCAGAGGCUGCAUUCAAGCACUCUGUGAGCUUGCCAACAGCCCGCUCCUCGCUUCAGCUUGAUAAGAAUAAGGCCAACAAGCAGAAGGCAGAUUUCGAUAUUCCUUCAAGCCCUCCCGUGAACUCUGUUAAUUCGAAGGGCCUGAAGGCAAAGAGUCUGGUCAAGAGCCCAAGCUCUGCGAUGCUACUCAGCUACUUAAACAAGGCACACCCGAACCGGGAUUAUAGUCUCAAGAAGGCUGAUGGAUCUCAGCACAAGCAGAGGUCAAAGUCACCUCUUCCAAGUGUAGUGCCUUCUGAUGUGUUCAGAGAAGCAAGAGCAAGUAGCAGGAGGUUUACAAGCCCUCCCCCAAAGCAUAGAGGAUCUGAAAGAAACAUCUAUGGCAAAUCGUUUGGUAGACAAGUGUCUGAUAUUAGCCAAAGCCCUGAUCUGUGUUCAAGUCCAGUGGCCUCUGAUAAGCACAAAUCUGUAAAGGAUAGCUCAUGGACAAAGCGAUAUUUUGACAAUGGUGGAAGGAGAAGAGUUAGUGCGGUGGAUCCUACUGAUGCUCGGAGAAACCAUGGGGUUAGCAUGGCUCAGGCAGUUCAAACUACAGUUGAUUGGACACUCGAUCCAUCCAAACUGCUCGUUGGGCACAGAUUUGCUUGUGGGGCAUAUAGCCGACUGUACAAAGGUCUCUAUGAUGAUAAACCGGUUGCUAUUAAAUUUAUUCGGCAACCUGAUGAUGACGACAAUGGGAAGAUGGCUGCAAAACUUGAAAAGCAGUAUAAUAGUGAGAUCAAUGCUCUAUCUCACCUGUAUCACAGGAAUGUGAUCAAGCUAGUAGCAUUCUAUAAAUGCCUGCCAGUUUUUUACAUCAUUACUGAGUUCCUUCCUGGAGGUUCCCUGAGGUCAUACCUAAACAGCACAGAGCAUCACCCUAUCCCUCUGGAGAAAAUCAUAUCCAUUGCUCUUGAUGUUGCCCGUGGGUUGGAGUACAUUCACUCUCAAGGGGUUGUACACCGUGACAUUAAGCCAGAGAACAUUCUCUUUGAUGAGAACUUCUGUGUAAAGAUUGCUGAUUUUGGGAUUGCCUGUGAGGAGGCAUUGUGCGAUGUUCUAGUGGAGGAUGAAGGCACUUACCGGUGGAUGGCCCCUGAGAUGAUCAAGCGUAAGGCAUACAACCGGAAGGUUGACGUCUAUAGCUUUGGAUUACUCCUGUGGGAAAUGGUAUCUGGAAGAAUUCCUUUUGAUGACUUAACCCCUCUCCAGGCGGCUUAUGCUGUUGCCACUAGGCAUGCGAGACCAGUAAUUCCUCCAGAAUGUCCAAUGGCUCUCAGACCGUUGAUUGAGCAAUGUUGCGCAUUGCAGCCUGAGAAGAGGCCUGAUUUCUGGCAGAUUGUUAAAAUUCUGGAGGAAUUUCAUUCUGUUCUCUUGCAAGGUGGCUGCCUUGACUCACUGAAGAACAGCACCUGCCAGGAUCAGAAAAAGCGACUUCUGCAUUGGAUUCAAAAGCUGAAGCCCUCACAUAGCACCUGAGUUCUUGUAGACUAGCAUCCUGUAUGCCGAUAUUUUAUCAGGUUCUGUAAGCCCCCUAGUUUAGCAUGAGAUUUACCUUUUGUUCUUUUGAAUAGAAAGGGUGAACCUGUAUUCUAGUAGGAUGCUUGGAGAUGUUUAUCAGGUUUAUAGUAGCUGUAUAUGGUGAUUCCCUUUUACUUUUCUAUUUUGUUAAAUUUAGUGUCAGAUCAUUCACAUUCAGGUGCCUUACUUUAAAAAAAGCAGCAUUAUUAGCCUACAUAUAUCGUAAUCACUCAUUUAUAUUAAGAUUUUAUAAAACAAACUUAUGCAGAGUUGACUCCAGGCCGUCAAGGACAGGAAAAAUGGCGUUGUUAAUACAAUUAUUGUACCUUUUAUUAUUAUGUCCUCCUAAGUAUGAUGC
Molecule: messenger RNA, 3105 nt
Organism: Oryza brachyantha (malo sina)
Lineage: Eukaryota; Viridiplantae; Streptophyta; Magnoliopsida; Poales; Poaceae
Product: serine/threonine/tyrosine-protein kinase HT1-like
Exons: 4
Coding region: 1014-2705 (563 amino acids)
Biological process (GO): protein phosphorylation
Molecular function (GO): ATP binding; protein kinase activity
Source: RefSeq, a predicted model, not a curated record